Messenger RNA from Helianthus annuus (common sunflower), 583 nucleotides. RefSeq lists its product as uncharacterized. Bases 49 to 576 code for a protein of 175 amino acids. The record is from RefSeq and is a predicted model, not a curated record. NCBI's taxonomy places the organism in Eukaryota, Viridiplantae, Streptophyta, Magnoliopsida, Asterales, Asteraceae. The transcript has 2 exons.
AUUCUGUGCAAGCUUGAACAAAUAUUUCCCCCGUCAUUUUUUACAGUUAUGAUGCACUUGUGUGUGCAUCUUCCUCAAGAGGCAAUUUUGGGAGGACCUGUGCAAUCAAGGUGGAUGUAUCCGAUCGAAAGAUACCUUGGCCAUUUAAAGAAAUAUGUUGGAAACAAAGCAAAACCCGAAGGCUCGAUAGCAGAAGGUUAUGUUGUUGAGGAAGCUAUAACAUUUUGUUCACACUAUUUACGAGGUGUUGAAUCAAAGUUGGAUAAACGUGAUAGAAAUGUUGACAAAACCUCUAGUGAUGCUCGAAGCUUUGCGUUAGAUAUUUUUAGAUUGAAUGGUCGAGGUAUUGGGAAGAAAGAAGUUCAUAUGCUUCCUACUAAUCUUAUGAAGAAAGCAAUAUGGUUUAUCUUCAACAAUUGUCAAGAGGUUCAACCAUACUUAGAGGAACACUUACAAAUUUUACAAAAUCAACAUCCGGAAUCAUCAGAUUUUUCUAAGAUGCAACAGUCUACAUUCCCGGAUUGGUUUGCAAAACGAGUAACAAUCGCACUCUAUUUUACUUACUUUACUUUGUGAUAUUGUA